GUUUGGGUCCUUUACUUGUCCCCUCCCCCAAGCCACCAUACCAUACCAGAAAAGCACCCAUUCUCUCUCUCUCUCUCUCUCUCUCUCUCUCUCAAACACUAAGCCAAGGAAAGCUUCGACUCUGAUUGUUUUCCGCAUCUAAACCUCUACGUCUAGAGAUGUCGAUCUUUGAGUAUAAUGGAAGUGCUCUGGUGGCAAUGGUGGGAAAGAAUUGCUUCGCCAUCGCCAGCGACCGGCGCCUUGGUGUGCAGCUGCAGACUAUCGCGACUGACUUUCAGAAGAUUUAUAAAAUCCACGAUAAACUCUUCAUCGGUCUCGCUGGCCUCGCUACCGAUGCACAAACGCUGUAUCAGAGGCUUGUUUUCCGCCACAAGUUAUAUCAGCUACGAGAAGAGAGGGAUAUGAAGCCAGAAACAUUUGCUAGCCUUGUGUCUGCUCUUCUCUAUGAGAAAAGGUUUGGUCCAUACUUUUGCCAACCUGUUAUUGCUGGAUUGGGCGAUGAAGACAAACCCUUCAUAUGCACUAUGGAUUCCAUUGGGGCUAAGGAACUUGCCAAAGAUUUUGUUGUUGCUGGAACGGCCUCAGAGUCACUCUAUGGUGCCUGUGAAUCAAUGUUCAAGCCUGACAUGGAAGCUGAGGAGUUGUUCGAAACCAUCUCACAAGCUCUGCUAUCUUCCGUAGACCGUGAUUGUUUGAGUGGCUGGGGAGGGCAUGUUUACCUUGUCACACCAACUGAAGUUACAGAAAGAAUCCUAAAGGGAAGGAUGGAUUGAUUUUUGUGCACGAAUGCGGGAGGAUUUUCCUAUAUUUCCAUCAGGGGAUGUUUUGGUGAUAGAAUGCUGUUGUAUGACAUUAAUGUUUAUUCAGAUUUCAAAAAUCAGAUGUUGCAUUUAUCAUCACUGUAUUCUCUCUAAAUGCUUGAAAAUGGGACAGUGCGCUUUUAAGCUGAUACUAUCUAGUUGUCUGCUAGUAAUUUGAUGCUUUCUGCUUUCAA
Molecule: messenger RNA, 994 nt
Organism: Sesamum indicum (sesame)
Lineage: Eukaryota; Viridiplantae; Streptophyta; Magnoliopsida; Lamiales; Pedaliaceae
Product: proteasome subunit beta type-3-A
Biological process (GO): proteasome-mediated ubiquitin-dependent protein catabolic process
Cellular component (GO): proteasome core complex, beta-subunit complex; cytoplasm; proteasome core complex
Source: RefSeq, a predicted model, not a curated record